Molecule: messenger RNA, 2411 nt
Organism: Coffea eugenioides
Lineage: Eukaryota; Viridiplantae; Streptophyta; Magnoliopsida; Gentianales; Rubiaceae
Exons: 3
Coding region: 514-2070 (518 amino acids)
Molecular function (GO): acetylglucosaminyltransferase activity
Source: RefSeq, a predicted model, not a curated record
AGGGCAGGGACAGUGAAUCCCUGGCGAUUCACAGCUCUCAUCGAAGUAUUUGAUAAGGUGCUGCCCCCGUGCGCUGCAGCUCCCAUCCGGGAGGGAGACUCUGCUGCAACCUCGCACCAUUGCAUGCUUUCUUCUUCCAUUCGGGAUCCCCUUCAACCCUCUUCUCUCCUCUUUCCUCUACCCCUUCCUUCUACCGCCUUCUCCUUUUUCUCCCGGCGGUGUCCUUUAUAAGUUAUCACCUUUUGUUUCCACAGAUCUAAUGUGUCUACCCCCCAAAUCUUCCCACAACCAUGGCAAAAUAUCAUCCUCUUAAAUAACCCGGUACAGGGUCCUCAAUCUUUGCUAAAACUUCCCACCAACGCUGAGGAAAAUCACCGUCAGCUGAUUUUAUCGUUGAUAUUUCUUUCUCUUCAUUUCGGGGCAUAUUUUUUUGGCUAGUGUAUUAUUAGUAUUAAUAUAUUGCCGUUGUUUUGUUGUAAUUGUUUGUCUUUUUGGGAGUUCUUGAGCAAGACAAUGAAAGGAAACCAGAAGGAUCCGGAGAAAUUCAUCUGGGAUCAGAUGAGAAGUCCCUCCGGGACGCCCAUUGGAGUCACCGGCUCCCACAAUCGAGCUUUACCAAAGUUUAUGGUUUGGCUGAUUCUGUUUGUCUCUGCCACCUAUGUUGUUUAUACUUUGAAGCUUCUCAACAACUCUCGUUCUUGCGACGACGAUUUUCUCCCAACCCCCCACCGUAGUUUGUCCAUCGGCUCUGGGCGCAACACUUCCUCUCUAGUCUUCAAUACUUUCAAUAACAAAAACGAAACAUUGCCCCCGAAAGAAGAAAAAACCGGAUUAGACCACAUAGUUUUCGGCAUUGCUGCUUCUGCUAAGUUAUGGGAUAAGAGAAAAAACUACAUUAAACUCUGGUGGAAGGGGGAGAAAAUGAGGGGCAUUGUUUGGCUUGAUAAUCCCGUCAAAACCCGGGAAGAGGAAAGCGAUACUCUUCCGGAGCUAAGAAUUUCAGGGGACACUUCGAAAUUUGCUUAUACUAACCGGCAGGGCCACCGGUCAGCGAUUCGGAUCUCGCGGAUUGUUUCGGAGACGUUGAGGAUGGGGAUGGAAAAUGUGAGGUGGUUUGUGAUGGGAGAUGAUGACACUGUUUUUGUUACCGAGAAUUUAGUGAGGGUUCUGAAUAAGUAUGAUCACAAUCAAUAUUAUUAUAUUGGUAGUUUGAGCGAGUCUCAUUUGCAGAAUAUUUAUUUUUCUUAUGGGAUGGCAUAUGGGGGUGGUGGAUUUGCUAUUAGUUACCCUUUGGCUAAGGCUCUUGAGAAAAUGCAAGAUAGUUGUAUUCAGAGGUACCCUGGAUUGUAUGGUUCUGAUGACAGAAUGCAAGCUUGUAUGGCUGAACUCGGUGUACCACUCACCAAAGAACUCGGUUUUCACCAGUACGAUGUGUAUGGGAACUUGUUUGGUCUAUUAGCUGCACACCCAGUGGCUCCAUUUGUGACAUUACACCAUCUUGAUGUCGUGGAGCCGAUCUUCCCUAAUGUGACUCGAGUUCAAGCUCUUCAGAGACUCUUAGUUCCUAUGAAGCUUGACUCAGCUGGUUUAAUGCAACAAUCCAUUUGUUAUGACAGCCGUAGAAGUUGGACAGUGUCAGUGUCCUGGGGAUUUGCCAUUCAAAUAUUUCGUGGUGUAUUAUCUCCUCGAGAGAUAGAAAUGCCAUCAAGGACUUUCUUGAAUUGGUACAGGAGAGCAGAUUAUACAGCUUACGCCUUUAACACCAGGCCCGUUAUGAGGAACCCAUGUCAAAAGCCCUUCGUGUUUUAUUUAUCUGGGGCUAGAAUUGAUUCUUCCAGAAAUUUAACAAUUACUGAGUACGUUAAGCAUCGCGUUCCUCAUCCAGCUUGCAAAUGGAAGAUGGUGGAUCCUGCUCAACUUGACAAAGUAGAGGUUUAUAAGAAGCCCGAUCCAGAACUAUGGAACAGGUCUCCAAGGAGAAACUGUUGCAGAAUCUUGGACUCCAAGAAGAAAAGCCUGGCUAUAGAAGUAGGUGUAUGUAGAGAAGGGGAGAUAAGUGAGAUACAGUAACUGUGAAAUUCAUGAGCUAUUUUUGGUUUUGUUUCUCUCCCUAUUUCCACUUGUACCAACUUUUUUGCAGUUCAAUUUGUAGUUUUAUAUCUUUAUUUGUUAAGUUAAGGCCGUCACUAUUGUUGGAAGGUCUUUCCAAGUUCAUCGGCAUAGUAGGAAUUUAGGAAGAUUGUUGGGGGAAGAGGCAGGGAUGGAGGAUUUACUGUAAAAAUGUUUGUAGCUGUACGCGUUCGACAUUGAUGUGAUUAUUGCAUCCAAUGUAGUUUUUGAUGUCACCCCAAACAUUGAGGGGUUUCGUGGAGUUGAUAACAGAAUCAAAUGUUAUUUAGAGUUGGUUUAUA